AUGCUACGACCUAGCAACAUUUCAACAAACUACUACAAGAUAGCUCAUCUCCAUGAUAUCUCGUAUCGCAUCUACACGGCUGUGGACUCGGCAAAUGAACAAAUGCUCUUGGAAUUGGAGGUGCAAAUCCGUCACGACCAUCCAUCUAUCCUCAUCAAUUACUACAAUAGAUCGCUAUUUGUGUUCCAGUUUUCCCAUGUGGCCUCGUCUAUCGACCUCCAGGAACUCUAUCCUCAACUCAAAUUGCUGCUGUCUCAUACUUCCUCGCCAAAAGAUCUCACCACCUCUCGAACGGUGCGCCCGGCUGCUGACGAUCCGGUACCAUAUGCUGGGCUUUGCUUUUUGAAGGCGGUCAAGAAGCUUGUGUUGUUCAAUCUCUCGCGUGCUGGCGCCGUGAAGCUUUUCGGAAACUAUGCCGUGGCCGCCGAUGAUGAAAAAACCUACUCCAUGAUCUACCUCGAUCCCAUCUUACUUCCCUCUGGCGAUGUGUUGGUAUCGAUGUCUCGCCGGACAAAACCUCGUCUCUUGGCCACAUCCGUGCUUGAAACAUCUUCCUCGGCUUACUAUGCAAUUUACUUGAUUCCUUCUGGAAUUCGAUGCCAUUUAUUCGGAGCCAAUCUCGAAGCAUGUCUCACUUCGGUGCCUCCAAGUAACCACAAACCGCUCAUAUCACUCCUAGAACGAGCCAUCGGCGUAUCCAUCAGUCUGGACAUCCUCUGGGUGAAACUCGUGCCCAAUUUGCAGCAUUUAAACAACCAGACGUCUCCCAUUUCGCAAUUCGUCCAUUCAGUAGAUAACAAAAAGUAUAUCAUGUGGCCAUGGAACCUCUGUCUAGUUCAAUACGGCCACACGGAGCAUCUGGAGGAGCCGUUGAAGAACUCGCCGUUCGACCCUGUUGGCAUGAUUUCUGAGUUUCUUGAUUUUUCCAUUAAUGUGCAUCUGCAAAUGGCACCGCUGCCCCACGAUUCUCAACUAGCACCUCCGUUCAGUGUUCCCAGUAUAAUGUCUACCGAUGCCAGCGGCGAGGUAGUAGAGGUAAGAGACUCGGUGGAAGAUGAGGUGUUCCCGUCGCCGCUGGUCGGCCUUCCAAAGGAGAAUGAAAGAAGCGAAAAACUGGACGACGAGCUCGAUGAUCUUUUUGGGGAUAACAGCGAGCCGGAAAAUGACGACAAGCAACAAAUCAAAGACAUUUCAGUUAAAGACACUACGACUGAAAAUGGCGAUGUCGAAAUGCAUCUGCCAUCACCAAAAACCGAACAUAUUAGCAGUCCUUUAGUAGCUGCUACAUCCAUACAAAACCUGCAAAUCCUGCAAAAUAAACUGCCAAACCAGCUGAGUCAAUCCCAGCAAUCCCACCAAACAUUUGUGGAUAUUCCCAAAGACCAAAUGCUCACCAAAGAACAAAUGCUUGCUUCCUUCAGAGCCACCCCUCAGUCCUAUGACGAUCCUGGUGCUCCACCAGCCAUCAUGCCCACCCCUGUGGUACCCCAGCACUACCAGUCAACUCCGGGAGAUACCAUUCCGUCCAAAUCGGUGUUCUCACCAAUCUUGUUCAAUCCUCUCAUAAAGAACAAUAUAGACACAAAAUACGGCAAAGGAGGAAAAUUUUAUGUUGAAAAAGAUUCUUCUGUUGGCGUGGAAGAUGCCAAGAGUAAAACAAGAGCAACCAGUGUCCUGGCUCCUACAAAUAAAGACGGAGUAACAGGAUUGGGAAUUAGUCGACACCGCCAACUGAAAGAUUAUGAAGAAGUGUUCGCAGACGAUGAAUCCAUGGACUCAGAGAAAAGCGCUAGUAGCGAUGAAAGUGACGAAGAUGAAGCCGACGACAACGCAAUAAUGGAGAGUGUAACUCUGCCGUUGCGCCUUAAUGUGGCAGAUAUGUCUGCCGAUAAUGUGAAGAGUGCACCGAAUAAUCCUUCCAACGGUGAAAACUUCAAUGGAACUCAUGGUCCCGAUGGACAGUCGUCGUCUCUACCCACUUCUUCGGUGCCUAUUUCUCUGUCGGUAGCUGGAGCAGGUCUUGCUUUCAAUACAGGCUUGGCCAACGUCGACAGUUUCUACCUGCCUUUUAUGAAAAAUACAAAGAAAGACUGGCCCGAGUCUGUGCAACUGGAGGAAGUGCUGAACCCACUGGAUGCAUCGGAGCCAGCAUCCACGAAUGCUUCAGAACCUGCUCUGCGUAAUCUGGAACCAGAAAGCGACCAUACCGAAGAAAAAAAGCAAGAUAGCCAGCCGCCUUCUUCUUCCUCAACCAAUUGUCUUCCAUUGAUAUUGCGAGGCAUCAAUACCAGUACCAUUCCCGAUAUGUUUUUGACUAAUAAUAUCGAAAACAAUAUAAAGAACGAGCUCAUUAUGGAUGUCGAAGCCGAUACAGAAACUUCUGAUCUUGGAUGUGGAAUGGAAUUGAAAGCCAAGUCUGAGGGCUUGAACGAUUUAUUGGAGACUUUGGUCCCAUCCCUAAUUUUUGACCAUGGAUUGACAAACAUAGAUUCAAAAUUGGUCCAGUAUUUUGUCAAUGACGAGGAAGAAGCGUUGGUUCACCUGGAUCGAAUCCCGCUCCACCUUUCUACCGCAUUCCUGUCUCUCUUUCCUCAUAGCUACAAUGUUUCAUUGUUUGAGUUUCUCACCCCAAUCUACGGCCAAGAUGAGAAAACAUCCUUUUUGGAUGAACUAACCGUCACGGGAAUGCUACAAUUUGAAGGUGAAAAGCUCAAUAAUUUGCAGUGGGACGCUAUAUAUCCUGAUGCUGGAAACCAGGAAUCAAGCGACAUCGAGACAUAUCUCCAAUUGGUUUCUCAGAUAGAAGAGUCUCCGGAACGGGAAGAUUCAGGUAUAAUUGCCUUAAAAGAACCAAUGAUUACUGUUAAAAAAGACGAUGCCAUUAUCAACUUGUCAUCUACGUCGCUUUCAUUUUGGAACUUUUUGAACUUUAGUCCAGUAAAUGGACCGAAAGACUUUCAAACUGUACUAGUGUGUGAUUCGGAUCCUAACAACACAGGGUCUCAAUUCUUGGACUCUUUAGCAUAUUGUUAUCACGAAUGCUCGUUUGGAACUAUGGCCAAGUUGAACUUGAAUUCUCUGCUGAGUUUGGAUUUACAACGAAUCAAUGGAACCAUCAAUAUCGUCUACGACGAGACACUGGAAAACGGUGGUGCCGUGAGGGUUGUGGAGCGAGAAUUGAUGAAGCUCGCGGAACUCAUCAAGCUAGAUUUGAUGGAAAAAUCCAACAGCUUUGAUUUCAAGAGUCCGUUUCUUCUACUUUUUGCACUCUCCGAUACUCGUUUCAAUGCCCACCUUCUGGUUGCAAAGUUACUAAGAAAUUUCAGGCAAGUUUUGCGCCAGAACCAAUUACCUAUAGUCGAGGUAUUUUGCCAUAUUAUACCUUCAUCGGUACUUUUUAAGGGUCCGCCGUCUUCCAGAAGUCUCCGCUACCUCUCCAGCUCGAAACUUUGUCGUAUUGCUAUGAGUCUUUACAAUCAGUGCCCAACAUUGAAACACAACUCUGCAACGAGACCACUCAAUAAAACCGCCUUUGCAACCUUGGCGAAAGACCCUCCUGAAAAGCUCCGUCUAAACCUUCCAGGUGCCACGAAAGACUCCAAAGACGCAUACAGUGACGAUAUAUUUCUUCAUUUGGCGUACGAAAGAAGCAUAGAUAAAAGCUGGAUUGUGGGUGUUUGGUCUGAUCCUCGAGGACUACUUACUCAUACUAAAGCGUGGUACUGUUCGCCUUCUCGUCGUACAACUAAAGUUGCUAAUAGUAUUGAGGAGGUGUGCGACGACCUUUGGGCUCUUUCCAUGGAAUUUUUCAAGAACCUAAUCGAGCAAGCCAGCAAGAAUGUUUCAGGAAGAAAGUUUUUGGUGCUCACGAGGGUGAACAAUGUCAUCCCCGAUGACGAGCUAGUUCACUGGAAAAGGCUUAGUGUCAAGCACAAGGAAAUCUCUUUGAUUGUGCUAUCGGUGAACAAAUCUCCAAAGACAGUUUUCUCGAGUAGCUCCAAUGGAGAAGACGAAACCAUGGAAAAAACCGAAAAUGUUCCUACCACCAUGCCUCCAGACAUACCUCUGGUUGACUCAGAUGUGUUUCGCCUUGGCUACGGAAACUCAAACAGCACUUCACCUGCUGCUAUGAUGGGCAGCUCUCCUAACAAUAUCAACUUUCUGUCUCCUCGUCAAAUACUCAAUGCUCUGGGUAAUUUUUUGUCUCCGCAAGAUCUAAUUUCUACAGUGGGUUCUUUGGGAGGUCACAACGGAGUCAAUGGUGGAGCCAGUCCGUCAAAAGUUGCAGAAGUUGUUGAUACCGAAAGAAUCCUUGAAGAUCCCAGCCAAGAUAUUUGUGCUGUGGUUCCAAUCACCACCUUACCAACCGUCAAUUCUCCCACUAGAUUGGCUAUGAAAAGUGGAUACCUUUUAGGCUCUUUUGGACCCCAAAUGUUGCAGUAUGAAGUCAGUUUGCUUUCUUGUUCAAGCUAUUGGAGUCCCGAUGCAAUUAUGAAGAUAUUGCUUCGUCAUUACAAAAAGAUGAUAGUACUAGGAGAUAUCUUGUGUAUCAAAGGCAAGUUUCAACCUCCUCAAUUAAGCAAAUCACGCUUCACUGAUGAACAGGCGGCUUCAGCAAUUGUUCCAUGGCACAUUACUGCCGUGACAAAAGCCUUGGAUUACUUGGUCCAUGUGGAAGUGAACUAA
Meyerozyma guilliermondii ATCC 6260 is the source of this 4686-nucleotide messenger RNA. RefSeq names its product Srb9p (gene SRB9). The coding region runs from base 1 to 4686 and encodes 1561 amino acids. Gene Ontology annotation, biological process: regulation of transcription by RNA polymerase II. The record is from RefSeq and is a predicted model, not a curated record. Gene Ontology annotation, molecular function: transcription coregulator activity. Lineage: Eukaryota; Fungi; Ascomycota; Pichiomycetes; Serinales; Debaryomycetaceae. The transcript has a single exon. Gene Ontology annotation, cellular component: mediator complex.